CCCUUUUGGACAUUAUUAGUUUGCACUAUUUUUAUGCAUAUAUAUAUAUAUAUAUAUAUAUAUAUAUAUAUAUAUUAUAUACUAUGUUCAAAACACGAUUAAUAUAACAUUGUAGUUUGUACUCCGUAUCUAAAACUUUAUUAUAUUAGUGUUUGCUACGAAUACAAAGUCUGCACUUUUUUUUUUUUUUGACAUUGUUUGUUUUUUUAAUAUGGGAUUCACUUUUUUUUUGUAUUGCUUGAUUUUGUCAAUAUGGGAUACUAUGUUCAAAACACGAUUAAUAUAACAUUGUAGUUUGUGCUCCGUAUUUAAAACUUUAUUAUAUUAGUGUUUGCUACGAAUACAAAGUCUGCACUUUUUUUUUGACAUUGUUUGUUUUUUUAAUAUGGGAUUCACUUUUUUUUUAUAUUGCUUGAUUUUGUCAAUAUGGGAUACUAUGUUCAAAACACGAUUAAUAUAACAUUGUAGUUUGUGCUCCGUAUUUAAAACUUUAUUAUAUUAGUGUUUGCUACGAAUACAAAGUCUGCACUUUUUUUUUGACAUUGUUUGUUUUUUUAAUAUGGGAUUUACUUUUUUUUUAUAUUGCUUGAUUUUGUUAAUAUGAGGUCUACCUUUUUUUUUCCUGUGAGUUUGGAGAUGGUGAGUUCCACUUUUUUAACUUUUUUUUUUUUAAAUAUUGGUUAGUGUUUUUAUUUUUAUUUUUUAAUAUUAAUUGGUGUUUAAUAUGGGAACCAUACUUUUUUUUUUUAUGCUUAACGGACGACGAAGACCCAUGCUUAUAUAGUAGUAUAGUAAUUUCUUAGGCCACUUCUAUCUAUUUGCCCAUCUCUCUCUCUCUUUAUGUUUCCUAGCAAGUAAGGUUCCUCUUGAUUCUCAUACAAUUACUACUGUGUAUGUGUAUCUCCCUCUUCUCUUCUUCUUGCUAGUCUCUCUCUUUUUUUCUUUUCUUUUUCUUUUUUUGCCAAAAAAUAGUACUAUGUAAUUAAAUCUACAUAUAGCUGAUUUAUUCCUCUUUUUUUUCUAGCUUUCUGCAAUUUCUGGUUCAUGAUGUACAGUAAAGCUCUUGUUUGUUUUCAAGUAUAUAUCUUUUAUACCUACUAACUUUGUCUGAUGCAUAUCUGAUUAAUGGUCUUAGUUAUGUUCAUGCUCUUACAAUUUUUAUGUGGCGACUCAUAAUUUUAUUUUAAUUUCUUAAUAUGUUCUUUUUUCUAGUAAUCUUGCUUUUUCUUAAAAUAAUUAUCUUGUUAUCUUGGACUAUAUAUCUUAACUAGUAUUUCUUUUGUUCUUUUUCUCUAAGAAUUCAUUCUCUAGUUUCUUUUCUCUCUAAAUUGUGAUUCCCUUUUCUCCUCUAGUUUCUAUAAUUUGUUGAACACUAAGAUUUAAAAGUGUGGGGGAAAACUUAAUUAAUAGUGGUGAAGACAGAAAUUUAGUUAAGGAUAUUCAAGAUUUAAUAUAUAGGCUACCAAUAAUUUUUGACACAUAUACAUAGUACAAUUUUCUGGUAAGGGGGUAUUCAACUCACCAUCCUUCAUUCUGUGUGGCUCCGCCAAUCACCAUAGAAGUGUGGGUUUAAUUACAAUAUUUUCUCUCUGUGUAUAUUAUGGGUGGUGAAGUUAAGUGUGAAAAAUGUUACCUUAGUUGAUGCCCAAUUUAGUGGGAACUUACGAAUUACUAUUUGUUAUUGAAUUGCAGGAAUUUGUUUGAGGAUUUCAAAGAAAGGUGUUAUUAAUUGGUUUAAAGUGCAUAUCUAUAUAUGACCAUGAUAUUUACCAAAGUGAGUGGAGGAGUUGUCCAAAAUCCCUAUGCAACUUCAUUGUCCAGUACUCCACCUUGGUGGGACACUACUGAAUUCAAUAUUUCCUCUGACUCUCAAUCAUGUUAUUCCAAAUCUUCAGAAAAGCUUUCAAAUGCUGUUUCUAUGCAACCAUAUAAUAUGGACUAUCAAGGACACUUUGAGCUAGGAUUUGCUCAGCCCCUGGGCCGGAUUAUGCUACCAUUGAAUUUGACCUCUGAUGAAGGUCCAAUAUUUGUCAAUGCCAAGCAAUAUCAUGGUAUACUUAGGCGUCGAAAGUUUCGUGCCAAGGAAAUGGAGAAUAAACUGCUUAAACCACGCAAGCCGUUCUUGCACCUCUCACGCCAUCUCCAUGCCAUGCGCCGACCUAGGGGAGGCGGUGGCCGCUUCUUGAACACGAGGAAGAUGAACGGAAGUACCAAUGAUGAUACAAAUGGUACAACCAGGACUAGUAACAGGAAAUCUCAACCCACUAGAUCACAAAAUUCUGAAGUUCUACAGUCUGACUCGGAUCAUAUAGGCAAUUUUAACUCGCCAAAGGAUAGCAGAAUGUCAUGUAAUUCAUCAGAGGUCACUAGCUUGUACUCCAGGGAAAAUUUUGAUACUUUUCCAAUUCAGAAUCCUAGGCCCUCUGUUGAGGCAUUUCUUGAUAUGAUGAAUACUGGCCAUGAUAUUCUCAUGGCCAGUAAGUGGGGUUCUGCAGUAGCAGAUAGCUGCUGCAACCUCAAAAUUUGAUAACUUCUCGUCCUUACUACAACCAAAUGGAGGUCUCUGACCGCGAUUUGGUUGAUAGAAUAGGCAGAUCAUCCUUGGCUAUCGACAGGCAGUUCAUCCUUGGCUUAUCCGCAUUAAGGUGUUGCCUCUAUCAUUCCAUUGCUCACAAGCUACGUGGAUGUUACGAGGGGCUAAAUCCUUAGUGCACUUUAAUUAUAGCAAUAGUAAGACGUAUGUCCUAAAGUUAAAUAAGUUCAUGAAAGUCCAGAUUAUCGGGUUUGUGAUGAUGUGUAUGUGUUGGCUUGUAAAAAUUAAGAGUUGAAGUAUGAUUUGGUAUUUGGUGUGUUUGAGACUGGACUUGUACUUAGAUGGAAGUGAAGUAUUUAUGAUAUAAUAAUUUGGACAUAAGUUUGUAAAAUAUAUGCA
Lycium barbarum (goji berry) is the source of this 2932-nucleotide messenger RNA. RefSeq names its product nuclear transcription factor Y subunit A-10-like. Gene Ontology annotation, biological process: regulation of transcription by RNA polymerase II. The record is from RefSeq and is a predicted model, not a curated record. Gene Ontology annotation, molecular function: RNA polymerase II cis-regulatory region sequence-specific DNA binding; DNA-binding transcription factor activity, RNA polymerase II-specific. The transcript has 4 exons. Bases 1754 to 2527 code for a protein of 257 amino acids. NCBI's taxonomy places the organism in Eukaryota, Viridiplantae, Streptophyta, Magnoliopsida, Solanales, Solanaceae.